Molecule: messenger RNA, 1596 nt
Organism: Megalopta genalis
Lineage: Eukaryota; Metazoa; Arthropoda; Insecta; Hymenoptera; Halictidae
Source: RefSeq, a predicted model, not a curated record
AUGGAAAGUGAUAGCGAAGCCAGUGAUGUUAUUUCUAUAAAUAAACGGAGAAGACAAGACAAUGUAGAAUCUGACAGUGAUUUAGAACAAAUUGUUUUUCCACGUCGGAAUCGGCGUAGAAUUAUAUCUGACGACGAGGAAGAUGUUCAGAAUGAGAAUAGAGAAAGGAAUGUUUCAUCCCAGGAAUGGAUUUGGAAAGACGCGGAAAAUAUAACGCAAGUAUGGGAAUAUUCAAGAAUAUCUAGAAUACAUAUUCUUGUUGGGCAAAAUGUCACAGCUUUACAAAUGACAAGAGAAGUAUUAGCAGAAGACUUUUGGAAAAUUAUUGUGACAGAAAUUAAUCGUUACGCCAGUCAAACACUACAAAAUGAAAACCGCAAAUUACGAAAAUUUGAAGACAUUUGGUGGGACACCAAUAUAGAUGAAGUACAUGCGUAUUUUGCUUUGUGCAUUUUGAUGUCCCAAGUCAAAAAAUCUACUGUGCAGUCAUAUUGGUCUAAAAGAAGCGUAAUCGAGACACCAAUAUUUCGAAAAACAAUGCCCUAUUGGAGAUUUGCACAAAUUUCACGCUUUUUGCACUUUACUGAUAACGAAGUUGUAAACGAUAAUGACGAUCGUUUAUGUAAAGUGCGGAGUGUAAUCGAUUAUUUUAAUGAGAAAUUUCAAAAUAUUUGCACUCCCGCGGAAUACAUUUCGUUAGAUGAGUCGCUAAUGAAGUACACGGGUCGGAUCUCGUACAAACAGUAUAAUCCGUCCAAAAGAGCACGUUUUGGAGUGAAAUUUUAUAAGUUAUGUGAAUCCAAGUCGGGUUAUUGCAUUAAAUUCAAAAUCUACACUGGUCAAGAUUUAGACAGAAAUGCGAAUGUAGGUGUCUCCGAAAGCGUCACAAUGCUUAUGUCCACAGUACUAACUGGUUACGGGCAUACUCUAUUUUUGGACAAUUGGUAUUCUUCGCCAAGCCUAUUUCAAAAGUUACAGUCUAGAAAAAUUAAUGCCAUAGGAACAGUGAGAUGCAAUAGGAAGAAUAUGCCUAAAGAACUCGCAGCUGCAAAACUAAAACGUUCUGACGUGAUAUCGCGCUCCUGUAAUGGAAUUUUGGUUGCAAAAUGGAAAGACAAAAAAGACAUAUAUGUAAUGUCCACGAAACAUACAAAAAUUGAGAUGGUCGAAGUGGAAAAAAAGAGGUGGAAAAAUAAUAAUAGCCUUACAACAAAGCCUAACAUCGUUUUGGAAUACAAUGAGGGUAUGGGUGGAGUGGAUCUGCAAGAUAGUUAUUUAUCAUCUUUUAAAUUAAUGAGAAAAUACUUUCGAAUCGAUGUAGCCGAACAGAUUUUAGAAACAGUAUGUCUUCCUGAUUACCAAAGACGUGGAAGGAUGUCUGCUGGAAAUGCUCCGAGUCGCUUACAAGCGAAGCAAUGGGGACAUUUCCCAAGAAAUAUACCACCUACAAACGCCAAAAAAAAUCCACAACGGAGGUGCGUAGUAUGCGCUAAACAUAAAAAACGGAGUGAAACUGCAUGGGAGUGUAAAACAUGUCUUGUAGCGUUACACAUUCCAAGUUGUUUUGAAAAGUAUCACACCCUGCAAGAUUAUUAA